Messenger RNA from Chinchilla lanigera (long-tailed chinchilla), 4733 nucleotides. It is a transcript of the gene Kif7, whose product is annotated as kinesin family member 7. Bases 197 to 4231 code for a protein of 1344 amino acids. Lineage: Eukaryota; Metazoa; Chordata; Mammalia; Rodentia; Chinchillidae. The transcript is spliced from 19 exons. The record is from RefSeq and is a predicted model, not a curated record. Gene Ontology annotation, biological process: mitotic spindle organization; microtubule-based movement. Gene Ontology annotation, molecular function: microtubule binding; microtubule motor activity; ATP binding.
CCUCGCGGUGCCUCGGGGCUCCCCCUCCCUCUCUCCGCCCCCUGUGCCCGGACAGGCGGGGUUGCGGGCGGCAGGAGGGGUGCUUGGGGGGCGGGGGUCCCAGUGACGGCAUCGGAACGCGCCGUGCUAGGGCGUGGAGCCUGACUGCCCGGCCCGCGCUCGCCCGGGGCAGGUCCUGGAGACGUCCUCCGUCAGCAUGGGGCUGGAGGCCCAGAGGCCGCCAGGGGCCGAGGAGGCCCCUGUGAAGGUGGCCCUGCGUGUCCGCCCGCUGCUGCCCAAGGAGCUGCUGCAUGGCCAUCAGAGCUGCCUGCAAGUGGACCCCGAGUGGGGCCGAGUCACCCUGGGGCGGGACCGCCACUUUGGCUUCCAUGUGGUGCUGGCGGAGGAUGCGGGGCAGGAGGCUGUGUACCAGGCCUGUGUGCAGCCCCUCCUGGAGGCUUUCUUUGAGGGCUUCAAUGCCACUGUCUUUGCCUACGGUCAGACGGGCUCCGGGAAGACGUACACCAUAGGGGAAGCCAGUGUGGCCUCCCUGCACGAGGAUGAGCAGGGCAUCAUCCCAAGGGCCAUGGCUGAGGCCUUCAAGCUCAUCGAUGAGAAUGACCUGCUAGACUGCCUGGUGCACGUGUCCUACCUGGAAGUGUACAAGGAGGAGUUUCGGGACCUGCUUGAGGUGGGCACCGCCAGCCGGGACAUCCAGUUGCGGGAGGACGAUCGCGGGAAUGUUGUGCUGUGUGGGGUGAAGGAGGUGGACGUGGAGGGCCUGGACGAGGUGCUGAGCCUUUUGGAGGUGGGCAACGCCGCGCGGCAUACAGGUGCCACGCACCUCAACCGCCUCUCCAGCCGAUCCCACACCGUCUUCACGGUGACCCUGGAGCAACGGGGCCGGGCCCCCAGCCGCCUGCCCCGACCAGCUGUGGGCCAGCUGCUUGUCUCUAAGUUCCACUUCGUGGACCUGGCGGGCUCAGAGAGGGUCCUCAAGACAGGCAGCACUGGCGAGCGGCUCAAGGAGAGCAUCCAGAUCAACAGCAGCCUGCUGGCGCUCAGCAACGUCAUCAGCGCUCUGGGGGACCCCCAGCGCCGAGGCAGCCACAUCCCCUACCGCGACUCCAAGAUCACCAGGAUCCUCAAGGACUCACUGGGCGGCAACGCCAAGACGGUGAUGAUCGCCUGCGUCAGCCCCUCCUCCUCCGACUUUGACGAGACCCUCAACACCCUCAACUACGCCAGCCGCGCGCAGAACAUCCGCAACCGCCCCACGGUCAACUGGCGGCCCGAGGCCGAGCGCUCUUCUGAGGAGGCGACGGCCAGGACUCGAGGGCCCCCGCGGCACCGCUCGGAGACGCGAAUCAUCCACCGCGCUGGGCGCGCCCCGGGCCCCUCCGCCACCUGCUCAGGCGCACGCCUGGGCGCCGAGUGUGCACGCUACCGGGCGCGCACCAGCGCCGCCUACAGCCUCCUGCGCGAGCUGCAGGCCGAGCCUGGGCUGCCAGACGCCGCAGCGCGCAAGGUGCAGGACUGGCUGUGUGCAGUGGAGGGCGAGCGCAGCGCCCUGAGCUCCGCCUCAGGACCCGACAGUGGCAUCGAGAGCGCCUCGACCGAGGACCAGGCGGCGCAGGGGCCUGGCGGGCAAAAGGAAGAUGGUGGUGCACUGCAGCUCCUGGCCCUGCAGAGCCAGGUGGCCCGGCUGGAGGAGGAAAACAGAGACUUCCUGGCAGCGUUGGAGGACGCUAUGGAGCAGUACAAGCUGCAGAGCGACCGGCUGAGGGAGCAGCAGGAGGAGAUGGUGGAGUUGCGGCUGCGGCUGGAGCUGGUGCGGCCUGGCUGGGGGGCCCCGGGGCUCCUGGAGGGCUUGUCUUCUGGGCCGUUUGUGCCAAGGCCUCACACGGCGCCUCUGGGUGGUGUGCGUGCCCAUGUGCUAGCCAUGGUGCCCUCUGCCUGCCUCCCUGGAGAUGAAGGUGGCCCUGAGCAGCAGAGCGAGCAGGUGACAGAUGGCAGGGAGGCUGGAGCUGAGGUGCUGGCUGAGGCGGACAAGCUAGGAAGUGGCUCCUCAGCUGCGUCUGAGGAGGAGGAGGAGGAGGAGGAGGGGGAGCUGCCCAGGCAGACCUUGCACCUGCGGAGAAGUGGGAUCAGCAACUGUACCUUGAGGGCAGGGGUGCGGCCGGGGAGCCCCCCAGAAACGAAGGGCCCGGAACUCCACCUCGGAGAGCUAGAUGCAGCCCUCGGCAGGCCCAGAGCAGUUGGUGGAAAUAGGGCCCUGACCCAGAUCCGCCAGGCCCCCACAGCCACAGCCUCCGAGUGGCGGCUGGCCCAGGCCCAGCUGAAGAUCCGGGAGCUGGCCAUCAACAUCCGCAUGAAGGAGGAGCUCAUCGGUGAGCUGGUCCGCACAGGGAAGGCGGCCCAGGCCCUGAACCGCCAGCAUAGCCAGCGCAUCCGGGAGCUGGAGCAGGAGGCAGAGCGGGUGCGGGCUGAGCUAAGUGAGGGCCAGAGGCAGCUGCGGGAGCUGGAGGGCAGGGAGCCCCAGGAUGCCGGCGAGCGGUCCCGGCUCCAGGAGUUUCGCAAGAGGGUGGCUGCGGCCCAGAGCCAGGUGCAGGUGCUGAAGGAGAAGAAGCAGGCCACGGAGCGGCUGGCCUCGCUGUCAGCACAGAGUGAGAAACGGCUGCAGGAGCUGGAGAGGAACGUGCAGCUCAUGCGGCAGCAGCAGGGCCAGCUGCAGAGGCGGCUGCGUGAGGAGACAGAGCAGAAGCGGCGGCUAGAGACGGAGAUGCACAAACGGCAGCACCGUGUCAAGGAGCUGGAGCUGAAGCAUGAGCGGCAGCAGAAGAUCCUGAAGAUCAAGACAGAGGAGAUCGCGGCCUUCCAGAGGAAGCGGCGCAGCGGCAGCAAUGGCGCCGUGGUCAGCCUGGAGCAGCAGCAGAAGAUCGAGGAGCAGAAGAAGUGGCUGGACCAGGAGAUGGAGAAGGUACUGCAGCAGCGGCGGGCGCUGGAGGAGCUGGGGGAGGAGCUGCAUAAGCGGGAGGCCAUCCUGGCCAAGAAGGAGGCCCUGAUGCAGGAGAAGACGGGGCUGGAGAGCAAGCGCCUGCGGUCCAGCCAGGCCCUGAAUGAGGACAUUGUGCGAGUGUCCAGCCGGCUGGAGCACUUGGAGAAGGAGCUGUCCGAGAAGAGUGGGCAGCUUCGGCAGGGCAGUGCCCAGAACCAGCAGCAGAUCCGAGGGGAGAUCGACACCCUGCGCCAGGAGAAGGAUUCACUGCUGAAGCAGCGCCUGGAGAUUGACAGCAAGCUGAGGCAGGGCAGCCUUCUGUCGCCCGAGGAGGAGCGGACACUGUUCCAGUUGGAUGAGGCCAUCGAGGCCCUGGACGCUGCCAUCGAGUACAAGAACGAGGCCAUCACGUGCCGCCAGCGGGUGCUGCGAGCCUCAGCCUCCCUGCUGUCCCAGUGUGAGAUGAACCUCAUGGCCAAGCUCAGCUACCUGUCGUCUUCAGAGACCAGAGCCCUGCUCUGCAAGUACUUCGACAAGGUGGUGACGCUCCGGGAAGAGCAGCACCAGCAGCAGAUCGCCUUCUCGGAGCUGGAGAUGCAGCUGGAGGAGCAGCAGAGGCUGGUGUACUGGCUGGAGGUGGCCCUCGAGCGGCAGCGCCUGGAGAUGGACCGCCAGCUGACGCGGCAGCAGAAGGAGCACGAACAGAGCGUGCAGCUGCUCCUCCAGCAGGGCCGUGACCACCUGGGCGAGGGGUUCACAGACAGCAGGCGGCAAUAUGAGGCCCGGAUCCAGGCUCUGGAGAAGGAACUGGGCCGCCACAUGUGGCUGAACCAGGAGCUGAAGCAGAGGCUGAGCAUGGGGAGUGCCACAGGCCCGAGCAGGGGUGGGGAAAGGAGGAGCCUCGGCCUGGAGAACAGGCAGGGCCCUGGACAUGACGAGGGGCUGCAGCCCACUGCGCCAGAGCUUCCGUGGCAGCCCCUGCUCCCCGACGGUGUUCCCCGAGCCCGGGAGGAGAUGCGAGACUUGGUCCAUGCCCCGUUACCGCUGACGUGGAAGCGCUCCAGCCUGUGUGGGGAGGAGCAGUGCUCCCCUGAGGAGCCAAGGCCGCGAGAGGCAGCUGAGUGCCUGGUAGGGCGGGUGUUGCCCGUGGGUGAGGCUGGCCUGUCCUGGAACUUUGGACCCCUGGCCAAGCCGCGGUGGGAGCCACGAAGGGCCAGCCCGGGGAUGAUCGAUGUCCGGAAAAACCCCCUGUAGGCUGGUGGUGCAGGUCCUGCCUCAGAGGGCGAUUCUUGUUCUGGUGACAGGUGCGGGGUUUCAUUCUCUGAAGGAGCCCUUGCCUCACACCCAAAGCCGGGUCCUCAUGAAUACACCCAUUGGCAUCAACUAAUUUGGAUCACAGCCUCAGAGGACUUAUUUUUUUCUGCAGUGUUGGGGAGUAAAACCAGGCCCUUGUGCGUGCUAAGCAUGUGCUCUACCUGAGCUACACCCCAGCCCUCAUUUUUAAAAAAUAUGCAAGCUCCUACCACCCGCUUCCUUUAGGCUGCAGGAUCUGAUUGCCAGCUUUCAGCUUGCUCAAAUUUCAGGACAAUUCUGAUUUCAAGACUUAGCCAUGGGCUUGAAGUUCCCUUAAGAAGGUCAGCAGCAAUGGGACUGUGGUUUAAAUGGUCUCCUGUAGAUCGGGGAGUUAGGGGAUUUAUUAGCACGUUUUUUUGAAUUUUUAAGUCAUUUCAUAAUAAACAGGAAAAGUCUCCUUAUA